Molecule: messenger RNA, 3841 nt
Organism: Eublepharis macularius
Lineage: Eukaryota; Metazoa; Chordata; Lepidosauria; Squamata; Eublepharidae
Gene: MARVELD1
Product: MARVEL domain containing 1
Exons: 2
Coding region: 104-631 (175 amino acids)
Biological process (GO): myelination
Cellular component (GO): membrane
Molecular function (GO): structural constituent of myelin sheath
Source: RefSeq, a predicted model, not a curated record
GUUUGGCAGCUGCAAGGAAAGGAAGUGCCUGAGAAGAAGAGAGCAAAACUCCGCUGGGCUGCAGAAGGGACUGGAGGCCUGACUCGUGCUCUUCAUAGACAGUAUGCCUCUUCCGCCACCCCCUUCCUCACCUCCACCACCUUAUCCACACUCCAGAGAAGCUUUGAGCCUGAACUGGCCCUUCCUGCGAAGUCUGUUGGGAGGAUUGCGCAUAUCGCAGCUGGUGGCCGGUGCUGUUUGCUGGAUUACUUUAGCAGCGCACAAGUAUGAAGGGGCAACCUACUUUGCGGUCUUUGCUGCGGUCCUUGUGUGGUUGCUCACCUUGGCAAUCUUUGGGCUCUGUUUAGUGGGCCGCUGGGCUCUGGUGCCAGGGUUGGGGAGCCGCUGGCUCAUCACAAAUAUAGUGCAUGAUCUGCUGUUUGGGGUGGUUCUCUUCACUGCUGCUGCAGGCAUCAUGGGCCAUAAGGCGCAGAGUGUCAGCUACUGCAACGUGAGUGCCUACAAGUUUCCCUGCAGUUACAGUGCCUACCUGAGUGCUGCCGUCUUUGCAGGCAUUGCUGCCAUCUUAUACCUGCUUUCAGGACUCUGCUGCUUGAUACGCCGUUCCCAGGGGCACAAUGACAUCAUCUGAAAGAUGCAAAAAGACAGAUCGAUACACAGGGAUAGACGCACCCUGCUUCAAACAGAAGGACAAGCCUCACACGUUAUCCCUACAGUCAGAUUGCUCCAUACUCCAGAUAUACCAAAUAGCCUUCCUGAUGAAGAGACAAGACAUCAAUUGACUUCCCUAUAGAGAAUCUGACCCCUUCACUAGAAGAUGGAAGCAGGCUUUUGUGACCAUGAACUGUAACUGCUGUGUCCUUUAGAUGAAAUCUGGGAGCCAGAUUGUAGGUCCCUCUUGUUUUUCUUCCUCCUUCACAUGACAGGUGGGUCCUUCUGGGUUUUGGAGGGUUUUGUAUGGCUUAGCUUGUGAUGCAAGUGAGUGCCGCAGGGAGCCCUGGAAACUCAUGAUCAUUCAAUGUGAUUCUUAGUUCUUACAAGAGCAACUUCAGUUUAGCUUGUAGUCCUUGUCAAUACAUAUAUAUUUAUGCCUCAUAUAUAAUACCCCCUGACAUACUGAAUUAAUUCAGUGACUUAAUUGAACUACUGAAUUACAAUCUUUUGGGCUGAUCCUCUGGUUUAUUAUUUUAUAGCACAAUAGAAUUUAGAUAUCACCCCCAAAGCCUUCUUUUGUUUGCCCUCUGUUUUUAAUCAUACAUUUAUAAGUAAUAGCUUUUAAAAUAACUUCUGUAUUUUGGAUAGGAUCUUGAUGUGGAUAUUGUAGCCUUUGUACCACAGCAUCACACCUUCCAGGUUCUCUUACCUGGAUGCUCUGCCUUAUAAGCCAGCCCAUGGGCUCUCCCGCUUGAGAUAUGAGGGAAAUGUUCCUUGUGUAUUCUCAGAGAUAUUCUCUUUGUUGUUACUGCUAUAUUAUAUGUCCCAGAUCUGAUACUAGAGAGAGGUUCCUGGACUGAGCUUGCAUGGUUCAGUUCUGAGCUCUGGUAAAUUCUCUUAAAUUAAGCCCUCCCUUUGAUGGACCACAUGAUUUUGUUAUUCUCUAUAUCAGUUCAUAUAUCAUUUCCACAAAACCUCAGGAUCCACUGGUUUAUGAACAAGGAAGCCAACUCACAGACUAAUCAGUCAUGGAUAACAUGGAACAUUUGAAGCCUUCUGCUAAAUGAUUGUGGGAGGCGUUGGUGAUGCAACCACGCAGAAAAGAGACCCCUUGUGGCAGAGAAGAAGUGCUUGUGAUCAACUGAGGUUAGGACCAGACUGAUUUAUAUAUGAGGCCCCCACCUAAGCUGGCUAGGAUGACCAGUCUCCAGUGGGGGCAAUCAGGAGAUAUUUAGGUAGAUUUGUACUUCAGUCCUUGACUCCUGAGAUACCAAGAUCAUGCUCCCAUGUAAGAAUAACCCUUCCUAAUAAGUGAGAGUAACAUUCCAGAUUUGAGAGCCCAUGAGGUGUAGUGGUUAAGAGUAUUGGACUAGGAUCUGGGAAACCCAGGUUAAAAUCCCUGCUCUGCCAUGGAAGCUUGCUGGGAGACCUUGGACCACUCACAUACUCUCAGACUAGCUUACCUCACAGGGUUGUUGUGAGGAUAAAAUGGAGGAGAGGAGAACAAUGUGAGUUGUCUUGGGUCCCCUCUGUGGAGAAAGACAGGAUAUAAAUUAAAUAAAUAAAAUUCAGGCUGGACUCUCAAUUAGGCUCUUGCAGUCUUCUGCGCCAGGGUUAUCCUACUCUCUUCAUAACCUAGAGAAGCCCAUUCAAUGUAUUUUGUAUGAAGCACAGAGAUAAUGCCUUCCACAAGUAGGAGAACACAUGGAAUUUUGCACCUCUAAGGCACAAUGAAAAGAUAAACUUUGAAGAAAAAUGUGCAAGCAGGAAUUGCAGUUGGAGAGACCCUGGGGGGAAAUGUGAUUACUCUAAAAGCUGACAUAUGGUCCAAAGGAAAGAAAUACUUCAACAACCAAUAUAAAUAGUUACAUCUUAUUGAAGGCCUCAGAUAGGAUAUGUAUCCAUACUGGGGUGUAUUUACAGAUCGGAGCACUGCUAUAUGGAACUACAUUUCCAUAUCAUAUGAGAGAGUUGGAAAUUAUUUGUGUGUGACAGCCAUAAUAAUUCUAGCACUGGAUUCCUGGAGCAUUCAUGCAACUAGACUGGUAUACACUUUGGACUUCAGCUCCUGACCUGGAGAUCCCUCUGAAAUAUUGAAGUGCCAAGUAAAGGAUCCCUGCAAACAAACCUGCUGUUGGUCUUAGUCAAAUUGGUUUAGCAGCUGCCAUAAAUGCCUUUCCCAAGAUACUACAACUAAUGUGCCUUUUGUUCCAGUAGUUUUCAAAUGGUGGAGAUGGUUCUUUUUUUUGCUGGACUCUUUUUCACCCAGGCAAGAGACUAUAUUCCAGCAACACCACACAGGCUGGUAAAUGUAAUUGCUUCAGCAGAGAAACUGAGAACUCCCCCAGAAGUCCACAUUGCCUGUCCUCCUGCUCAAGACACCAAAGAAUUCUUCUUCAGCCUCUGGACAUUAUUGACAUUUUUCUAUUCUGUAUGUCAACAAACACAUUGCCUUCAGCUGUUUUAAUUCUCCUUUCUGGCCUAUGCCAAAGAUAUUUCUUAGUGUUGGACAUGGAGGAACUACUGUCUGCCUGCCAAUUGCUUUGAAAGGAAUCCACGCCCUUUCCCCUUGAUCCGCCCAAGACAGCUCUGUGGUCAGAGGAAGUGGCUUCUGUAAAGACCUGUGGCCAGAGGAGACCCUUUGAUACCUUGCCUUCUCUGAGGUGGUGAGGAAGCUAUUAAGUCCUGAGCCUUAACCAUGCUGAAUACAGGACUUCAUCUUGAGAGGACUCCAUCUGCCCACUUUAGGAAGCCACUGAGAAGAAUGGAGAGAGAGUGCGGCUGUGUUAGACUCACACCAUCUGUUUUGUUUUGGGGAGGGAAGGCAGGGGCUUUGCAGAUUCUCUGCUUUGUGCCUCAAGAGCAAUGCGGAGUAAAUCUGAACAAUGGCUGUGACAUCAGUUCAGUUUUUAGUACCUCCUGUCACAUUGUACUAAUUUGGGAAAAGAAAUUGAUGCUGUCAUGGUGGGAGGAGAAGCAUUUUGUCAAAUGAGGCUGGCUCAGAUAUUUAAGGCUUUUCUGCCAAUUCUACCUUUUCAACAUUCCACAAUUUGAUUCUGACUCCUGUCAUCAGUUUCUACACAAAAAUCUACUCUGAAUAUGGAUGUGUCCCAAAGGUUACAUUUCAGACUUUUCUAUCCAUUUUUAAAGUAAUAUACAUUUUAAUAAAGUUGUGUGUGGAGCAAAA